Molecule: messenger RNA, 786 nt
Organism: Miscanthus lutarioriparius
Lineage: Eukaryota; Viridiplantae; Streptophyta; Magnoliopsida; Poales; Poaceae
Source: the annotation of a GenBank genome assembly
AUGGCCCUCGUGGAGGAGGAAGUGGACCCAGGCCCGCGCAGGCGCGCAGCCAGCCCAUCGUGGCACCUACCCGCCGGCGACCCCUGCUUACUAGUACUACCCGUUACGACGCGGAGAAAAAAAACGUGCUCUCUUUCCGUCUCCUCCCAAUGCGGCGUCUCGAUCUCCUCCUCCUGCCACUCCUCCUCGCCGCCGGUGCCACCACGGCGUCGGCGGAGCCCGCGACCCCUCCCGCCUCCUCUCUUACUCCCUCUCCUCUCCCUCUCCCUCGCCCCCUUCGCCUUCGCUGACCCUCGCCGAGCUCCUCCAGAAGUACGGCCUGCCCCCGGGCAUCUUCCCUCGACCGUCACCGCCUUCUCGCUCGCCAGCAACGGCAGCCUCACCGUCGACCUCGCGGGCCCCUGCUACGUCCACUUCGAGUACCUCACCUACUUCGAGGCCCACAUCACGGGGGUGCUCCGCUACGGCUCCCUCUCCGACCUCCAGGGCGUCCAGGUCCGCCGCUUCCUCAUCUGGUACAACGUCGUCCGCAUCAAGGUCGACCUGCCCCCGCCGCCGCGCUACGUCUACAUCGACAUCGGGUGGAUCACGCGCAAGCUCCCCGCCGACGACUUCCAGUCGCUCCACGCCUGCGAGGACUCCAGGAGGUGCCGCCUCUCCUCCGCGCUCGCCGUCGCCGCCAAAUGGUUCCAGGUACCUAACCUACCCGAGUUCUUCUUCAGCAACCUGACUGCGUUGAAGCAGUUCGUUGUCUGUGCUUAUCGGAUAUUAUUAGUAUGUUGGUAA